AAAUAAAAAAACAGAGAGGGAAAGCGAGGAGUCGACGAGAUGGUGAGAGCGCCCUUCUAUGACAAAAAUGGGCUAAAGAAAGGAGCAUGGAGUCCUGAAGAAGACAGUAUGUUAAAAGCUUAUGUUGAUAAGCACGGUCACAAGAACUGGCGUGCACUUCCCAAACUUGCUGGUUUAGCAAGGUGUGGUAAAAGUUGCAGACUAAGAUGGAUGAACUAUCUUCAACCGGGUGUAAAACAGGGAAACUACUCUCAAGAAGAAAACAAUUUGAUCAUCAAAUUACAUGAAGAAUUCGGGAACAAAUGGUCAACGAUUGCUGCUAAAUUACCAGGAAGAACCGACAAUGAUAUUAAAAAUCAUUGGCAUACCUAUUUUAAGAAGCUCACAAAGCAAAAUUCAACAGCACUAUCUCAAACGACAGAGCAGUCAAGUGAUGCCCCAUCAGUAACUAGCCAAAAUACAGAAUUAGAAGCUCAAAGUGCUCCUAAACAUGAUAAUAAUGGUCACCAAAUUUUGGAGAGCUCUCCGUUGUCCCCUGAAACAUUUUCCAGUGGUCACUCCUCCUUGAGCUCCAACAUAAAUCAUGGACAUGAUCAACCUAUCGUUAGUUAUUUCUCUGCUGAAGAUGGUACUCGAGCUUCAUCAGAAACAAUAUUAGACAAAUCGAGUGGAGAUUUUUGGACCGAACCAUUUCAGCCGGACAAUAUGAUGAAUGACGUCCAAAGUGAGUACUAUCCAAUUACACACCUGAGCGAGGAGGGAAUUUUAUCAUCACCAUUUGUAACGUUCUACGAUACUCAGGAUGGUAUGGAUUGGUUCCACCAGGUGAUGCCAACAUUGCAAAACAAUUAUUUAAUUAAUGAUGCAGAAUACUUAAGAUAAACUUAGCUCUUGUUUACUU
Messenger RNA from Pyrus x bretschneideri (Chinese white pear), 901 nucleotides. RefSeq names its product transcription factor MYB4-like. The transcript is spliced from 3 exons. Bases 40 to 882 code for a protein of 280 amino acids. NCBI's taxonomy places the organism in Eukaryota, Viridiplantae, Streptophyta, Magnoliopsida, Rosales, Rosaceae. The record is from RefSeq and is a predicted model, not a curated record.